UAUAGAAUGGACACAACCUCAACUAAUAUCCCCAGCACUAAAUCUGUAGAUGAAGAUCCUUUGGACGCUUACAUGGCAGAAUUUCACAAAAAGCGAGAGUUGGAGCAGAGAACAAAAAAGCUCGUUUUGUUGUGA
This is a messenger RNA of Meloidogyne enterolobii, 135 nucleotides long. The record is from the annotation of a GenBank genome assembly. NCBI's taxonomy places the organism in Eukaryota, Metazoa, Nematoda, Chromadorea, Rhabditida, Meloidogynidae.